AUGACGUACAACCCACGAAUGAGCAUAAUCCCGACCAACCAGCAGCAGUCAAGGUCGCGCAAGAAAGACGACGACACGCAUUUUCGUCUACCUGAUCACGAGAUCGUGGGCUGCAUCACCGAGCUCGGAAUCCCCUUCUCCAUCGCCGAUCUCCAAAAACCGAGCGCAGCCCAUGUCCAGCAGAUUUUCGAGUGGUUCGCCGAGCUGCUCCUCAAUGCGACGCGCGAGACCGUCGAGCCCCCGAUGCGGGCUGCCGCUGAGGAUAUCUGCGGCGAGUUCGCGGAUGUGAUCUCGCCGGAUACCCGGAACCUCAUGGGGUUUUAUGUGGCCUUGAGAAGGGUGAUGCUGGAGUGCGGCAUCAACGACUUCACUUUCAACGAUCUCUAUAAGCCGACGUACCAGCGGGUGGCCAAGAUCUUCAGCUUUCUCAUUAAUUUCGUUCGCUUCCGCGAGUCGCAAACCGAUGUUAUUGAUGAGUACUACAACAAAGCCGAGAGUGUCAAAAACCGCAUCGAGACGCUCUACACCGAAAACCAAGAGAAUGAAGUCCGGCUUGAGGAUCUCCGACACAACCGAAAGGUGAUGGAGGCGCAGGUCCGGGAGAAGACGGCGAGGAAUGAGGAGCUGAAGAAGCAGCUCCUCGAGCUCCAGAGGUACCUAGGCAAGGUGACCGAGCGCCUGAACGACGCAAAGGACAAGAAGGGCGCGCUGACGGCAUCGCUGGAACGGGGGACGCAGGAGAAGCUGACACUGAAGCAAGAAGCUAACAAACUGCGGCCGUAUAUGCUUCAGAGCCCCUCGGGUCUGCAGGACAGUUUGGCCGACCUCCGUGAGAUGCUCAACAACGACAAGUCUCACCUCGACUCUCUUGACCGGAGAGCUCGAGCGCUGCAGACGUCUACGGACUCUUUUACUGUAGUGGCGGGAGAUGUAUCGGCCUGUAUCAAAAUUCUGGAGGAGAUUGCAUCCGAAUUGGCAAAGGAGGAAGAAGAAAUGGCAAGAAACGCGAGGCAGCGAGAUGCUCUUUCUGAGAGGGGUAACAACGCAAGGGAAGUUGAGAGAGCCGAGGGAUUGCUGAAGCGCCAGCUUGCUAAAUGGAACGAGCGCACGGAGCGCCUGCGCGAGCAAAGCAACCAGAAGGCACAAGAGGCCAAGGAGAAGAUGGAUGAGCUGAGAGCUCAGUAUAAGAAGCUCACGGAGGAGCAUGCUGAAAAGGGCAAAGAAAUCGAUAUCCGACGAGUUCGGAUUGAGCAAACAGAAAAGAAGAUGCUUGAUCUCAAAGAGAACAUUGAAAAUGAGGUUCACGCCGCCCAAGACGAGUAUCAGAAGCUGGAGGCCCACGUCAAACUGUACAUCACAGAGAUGGAACAAAACAUUUCAUAA
This is a messenger RNA of Clonostachys rhizophaga, 1383 nucleotides long. NCBI's taxonomy places the organism in Eukaryota, Fungi, Ascomycota, Sordariomycetes, Hypocreales, Bionectriaceae. The record is from the annotation of a GenBank genome assembly.